Messenger RNA from Strongylocentrotus purpuratus (purple sea urchin), 3105 nucleotides. RefSeq lists its product as uncharacterized. Bases 115 to 1047 code for a protein of 310 amino acids. NCBI's taxonomy places the organism in Eukaryota, Metazoa, Echinodermata, Echinoidea, Camarodonta, Strongylocentrotidae. The transcript has 7 exons. The record is from RefSeq and is a predicted model, not a curated record.
GUAUUUUUUUAUGAGACACUGAAGAUUUGACCAUAUUGCACCGUAUUCCUAGUUUUUCCAGCAGCCGCAGGAUCAGGAUUUCGAUUUUGGGUGAUCGAUCAAUAACUAUUCAUCAUGAGCGUGACCUCAGCCAAUCCAGCCACACCUUAUACCAGAGCAGAGUUCUUCAAUGCAUGCACCAGUGUUCUUGAGGGUCUCAACUGUCUGCAAAGGCAGCAAUCUGUCAUAGAUGAGAGGUCAUGGGAAGUGUUGAACCGUUUGGGUCAGAUGGUCAGUGACCUUCGACCUGAGGUCAAGGGGAAUAAAGAGUACUGGGUGGAUGGUCCACUAGUGAAAUUUUUGACAGCAAAUGUUUUGAAAGCCAAGAGUGUCCUGCAGGAAAUGAAGAGAACAUGUAGCCAAAAGAGUGCAGCUACCAAUGGUCCAGAGUACAUUGAAAGACAUCUGUUACAGCAUGUGGAAGAUAUAAGAACUUCUCUUGAGGAACUUGAGACAUACCAUCAGCAGACCUUAUACAGAACAGACACUACAGGCAUUGAUGCUGGGGUAGGACAAAGAAUGCACACCAUUACACAAGGACCUACUGAGAUGACAGCUGGAGGGUUAACACAAACCCCACCAGCCGAAAUCAGCUUAGAACCCAAAGGAUCAGGAACAUUCAUGAAGGAUUUGAAUAAUGCUAAGAUUGCAACUAACGAUUCUUACCCUGGAACCAGCUCACAACCCAUGACUGGAAUGUGGUCUUCAGGAUUGCCUCAUCAUCCAGAGACCAGCAAACCCGGUGUCUUUGAACACAUCCAAGAGAUGACCAACAUCUACCCGGAGCAUGAUCCAAACUGGCCCAAACGAGAACAGAAACCCAAAUUGCCCUUCGAAAGAACACAACCACCAUUAGUUUAUCCUGGCAUCAGGGACAUGCACAACUAUAGCAACUUGCCUCAGUUCACUGGCAAGGACCUCCCCAUGCCGAAGAUACCUAAUGGGGAGAUGGGACUGAGGGCCCCGCAUGUACCACAUUGGGACAGCACCAACCACUACUCAUACUGAGGACUCUCUAGCUAACAACUAUAGAGCAACACUCUAAAUCAAAUCUUAGGAUGGUUUUAUGGCUGAUAGUCAGUGUUGUAGGGGUAUUUUCUUUUGACUCAAUAUCACCUUGAUAAAAUUUAAUUUCUACUGUUAUUUUUACAUGUACUGUGAUUAAUUGUGAUACAGAACAUAUACAUAAAAUGACCUGAAUUUUGUAGCAAUUGCGUGAUUGCAAUGCAUUGUUCAAGCUAUUUCAUCUCUUGGAAACUGCCACACAUCUGUUGUUCUUCUGGUGAUUUCUUGAAGUCUAACUGCACAAAUUGGAGUAUCUUUUUUAAGACUUGAGACAAUAAUUUACCAAUAUGUAUUACUCCCAAGCUACAGAGCAUAGCCGACUCUAUCAUUAGAAAGUAUAGAAUGGAUGCCAAACUUCUAAGCUCAUAUCCUGAAAACAAUGAUAUGCAAAAAAGAAGGGUCUUGUUAGGAUACAAGGGAUUGGCAGAAGUGACAUCUAAUGGAUGCUCUUCUUAUUAUAAAACCGAUCUGUUUUCAAAGACAUGAAAAUGUAAAUGUAAGGGAGCAGUAUACACAAUGCAACAUUUGAAGACAUAAGCAAAUCAAUUUAUACAUGUACCUUGGUUAAUUAUUGGCAUUAGCAUUAUUGAAAAAAUAGUUUAUGUCAUUGUACUUCCAGGACAAAAUUAUGUACAUUUGACAAAACUAGCUCUGUAUGAUCAAGAAGAAACAAAGCAGUACUUUUGUAUGCAGUCCAGCAAUGGAUAUGUCUUUGGGCUAUGAUAUCUGUAUUGAGUAGGAAAUAUAUCUUUCUAAUUACAUAACUUUUAAACCUAUUAAUUUCUCACAUUCGUUGAUGUUGUUUUAUAUCUUUACAAUACUCGGAAAUAAAGUACUUUCAAGAGAGGCAGAGCACACUCUUUCAAAGUAGAGAGAAAUAUUUGAAGACACAUAUGUAGACAUGAUCUCAUCUGUAUUAAUCAGCCUUAUGUAUUUCUGAAACUUUUAUUAACAACUCUUUGCAAACAAACUAUUCAUAUCAAAAGUGCAUCAUCGUUUAUACUUCCUUUUUUUGUUUAUAUCACAGUUAAUAUGUGAAGAUUCAUAUAAUGAUAUCAUUAAUACUGGGACUUGUGAUCUACCAUCACUGAAGAGAGUAUGACAUUUUAUGUUUCUCUUUCUUCUGUUCAAUGGCCAAUCAGCACAUGAAGAUUAUUAGUGAACAUCAAGCCAUUAAUGGAAUUACAUACAUGUAUUUGACAAUCAGAGGACAAUUUGAACUAUAUGUCAAACUUUGAAAGGAUACAAUAUGGCUAGACCAAGAUAUUUAACUAGUUAGUGUCUCAUGCAUUAACCAAGUAUUGUGGACUUCUGAACAUAACUUGAUAUCAUGGGUGUUAUUUACCUUCAUAAUUGAUCUGGACCCUGUUUCAUAAAACUUGUUAUCAAUAACUAAUGCUAAAUUUCUAUAACAAAUCUGCUCUCUGCCAAUCAAAUGUCAUGAUUUCAGAAGCUUAUAACAGUUAUUGUAACUUCUUAUUGAUGACAACUGUCAUGAAACAGCGCCCUGAUCCUUGCUGUAGUAGGGCUAUGAACUUGAUGCAUUGUUUUAAAAUCUUAGAUGUGCUUGGUAAGUAUGGGAUAAAAUAGCUUGGACUUGCCCAAUAGCAUUAUGAGAGUGUCACACGCACGUUCAGAGAUUUAAAAAUACACCAGAUACUGACAUGUUGUUCUAUGUUAUGGUGAAAUCAUUCAACGUAUUACAUUUAGAUUAGUGUAUAUAAGCAGAACUAUAAAAAUUGAGAUGACUGUUCCAGGCAUCUCUUUGCCAAAUGUUAUUAUCACCUUGAUUCUAUAAUCUACUUAACUAUUGUAAAAUAAAGAAAAUCUAAAUUUACAAAUAUACUCUAGCUGUACAUAAAAUUAUGGAUAUAUUUUUAAUGUAAAUAUAAGUUUAUAGAAAUGUACAUAUUGUGGAUCCCUUCUUUUCUCCUAAUCGGUUUGAAACACGAGGAUACCCACGUAGAGUUCCAUGUAAUAAAAAUUCUGAUAAAAAAACAA